CAUCUCCGAGACAUGGAUUCAUCGCAAUCGAACGUUUUGACGACAUCGCAGCUGAACGAUUGUCUGUCUGCCUGCGGGUACAAAAGAAUCAAAGAGAGCCUAGCUUCUAUGAUUACCGACAAGAUCAACGCAUCAUUUAGUGAUCCUAAGGAGGCUUGCAUGUUCCUUGCUCAUCUUUUCCAUGAAAGCGGUGGCUUUCAGUAUCGUGAAGAAAAGACACACACAAACGCGCCGUACGGUUACUACUACGGCCGCGGGUAUAUUCAGCUGACCUGGGAGGAUAACUACCGUCAGGCGUCCAAGGCUUUGUUCGGAGAUGACCGUUUGGUGCAGAACCCGAAUCUGGUGUCUAAAGAUUCGACCACUUCUAUGAGGGUAUCGGUUUGGUUCUGGGAAAAGAAGGUGCGUCCCAAAGCGAAACCGUUCAACGACUUCUACCUUACCACCAAGGCCAUAAAUGGAGAAUUGGAAAAUAGUCGUAAUCAUCCGACUGCAAAACGUCGCUUCAAGUUGUAUUGCAAAAUACUAGAAGAGUUGGGCCAAGAUUCGUCCUCUUGUAGUGUAAUGUGAUUUGUUAUGCUGAUAUGCUGUUAUUUAGUUGCUGGAUACACAAUUAUUUCAAUAUGUUCAGACCAACGAUGAAAUUCAUAGCACAGUGGAUCGCAGAAUUAAAAGUUUUUUGCUCAAGUUCAAGGUUAAGGAAUUGAUCUAAAGAUUAUGUUUUUGAAUUAUUUGGAAACAAUAUGUGAUCGGUUUUUGUAGUUUGCAGAGAUAGUUAUUCCUUUUAGUUGAUUCCGACGAUAAUUGGUUCCAGUUUUUUAAUGUAUUUUCAUAUGUGAUGUUGAGUUUUAUUAAAAUGAA
This is a messenger RNA of Malaya genurostris, 861 nucleotides long. RefSeq lists its product as uncharacterized. Gene Ontology annotation, molecular function: chitinase activity. The transcript has a single exon. NCBI's taxonomy places the organism in Eukaryota, Metazoa, Arthropoda, Insecta, Diptera, Culicidae. The record is from RefSeq and is a predicted model, not a curated record. Gene Ontology annotation, biological process: chitin catabolic process; cell wall macromolecule catabolic process. The coding region runs from base 13 to 570 and encodes 185 amino acids.